AUGUCGACCCUGGAGGAGAAGUUGGACAAGAUCCGAUCGCCAAAUCUUCAGAGCCAACAGCAAACCGUCGUGAUUCUUAAAGCUGUCGAGGAAACGCUUAAGGAACAGGGUACCGAACCGACGCCCACUGGAUACUUUGCUGCGCUUUUAGCUCUAUUGAACCAAUCCCUCGAGAGUGGGAAGGUCAACCAGGAAUUAACACCGUCAAUUGUCUAUCUUCUCGAUGUAGUUACGCCUUAUGCGCCUCAACCGCUCCUCCGAUCGAAAUUUACACAGAUUCUCACCCUACUAGCGCCUGUCUUACUCCUUGAAGAUGCUGAAGCGCCUUUACUACGGCCCUCUAUCGGGUGCCUCGAGGUUUUGCUUCUUGCGCAGGAUGCCGCAGCAUGGAAACUACCGGCGAGCGAAAUAAGUCCGCGACGAGCUGUCGCAGGUCUUUUACACCUUGCGAUGGACCAUAGGCCGAAAGUACGAAAGCGCGCUCAGAUGGCCCUGCGAAAAGUUCUCCAAAAUCCUCCUCCGAGCCCGUCCGUGGACCACUCGGCGGCAGACCUGUGCGCCGAAUCAGCUAUGAGGACCCUGGCCGAGGUAGCGAAUAAAGCUGCGGCGUCGAGGAAGCAGAAGAAGCCGUCGGCGGAACACGAUCCCGCACUUAUACACGCUCUGCAGCUUGUAAGGACGGUAGCGGCGGCGACUGGUGGCUGGCCGAGCAAAAAUAUUGAGGCGCUAUGUGAACUCUUGCUUAGCAUCGCCAAGAGCGGGAAUGAACACAUGACGAUGGCUGUUUUCGAAAUCUUCGAAAUGAUUUUCGAGGGCAUGGCAGAUGGAGUUGCGUCUACUAAACUACCCCGUCUCCUUGAGACCAUCUCCGAACUGCGCCCUUCGUCUAACGAUACCCAAUUAUUACCCCCCUGGAUUGCCAUAUUAUCGCGAGGGUAUGAUGUCUCCUCUCAGAUGGAGCCGGAAGAGACAUUCCAAAAGCUCCCGGACCUCUUUACGAUGGUAUCCGAAUUUAUGGAGUCUUCUUCGCAUAACAUAAGAGUUUCCGCCUCGGAGUGCUUAAUUUCAUUUUUGGUGAAUUGUAUCCCGGAUCAAGUUAUAAUCGAGCCUUCGAUCUACGACGAGAAGAUCCUUGAGAAGAUAGCUAAGAUAGCCGAGAACCUCUUAAGCGUCAAAUACCAAGCGGCCUGGAUGGAGUCAUUCAACGUAUUAAGUGCCAUUUUUGAUGCGCUUAGGUGGCGCGCCAACCCGAUGAUGCUAAAUGUCGUGCGAACGGUUGGCGAGCUUCGCGGAAACGACUCUUUCAUGGGUAAAAAAGAAGCAGAUGAAGUGAUUGGAAAGGCAAUCCUGGCAAUGGGCCCCGAAGCUGUCCUUGAUGUCCUCCCUCUAAAUCUCGUCAAGCCAGUUGCAGGCCAACCUGGUAGAGCUUGGAUGCUGCCAAUCCUUCGAGACUUCACCGCCAACACUAAUCUCCAACAUUUCAAGACAGAAUUCAUCCCGUUAAGCGAGGCAAUGUUUCAGCGCGUCGUGGAAAAUGGAGAUGCCAAGACUAUGGAGACUAAGAUCUUCGAGACCAUAGUUCAUCAGACCUGGUCUAUCUUGCCCGGCUACUGCAACCUGCCUCUUGACCUAACAGUGGCGUUUGACCAGGCAUUUGCUGAGAUACUUGCCAACCUCCUAUACCAAAAGGUCGAUCUCAGACUCGAUGUCUGUCGAGCCCUUAAGGCUCUUGUCGAGUCUAAUCAAGCCGUAGUUUCGGUCGAAAGUGAAGAUGAUUUGAUUCUCAGAAGCCGAGUUUCUAAAGAGGAUGCACAGAAGAAUCUGACCUACCUCGGAAGCUUUGCAGGCAACCUCCUAGCGGUCCUCUUUAACGUCUACAGCCAAACACUUCCGCAGUCCAGAGGUCCUAUACUCCAGACUAUCAAUGCCUAUUUGAGUAUCACCCCCGAAAAGGGUCUCGUUGAGACGUUUGAUCGUGUGAGCACGAUGUUGGCCUCUUCAUUGAGUGAAGCUGGGGUCGGGGCGAGUAAAGAGAAGGUUCAAAAGGCAAAGGAUCCGAUGCCUUCCACAGCCCAAACGUUGAUGGACUUAGUGAUUACUAUGUCUAUUUAUCUUCCUCGUCAAAGCUUUAGUCCUCUCUUCAACAUUGCUGCUCUCAUCAUUGUGAGGGAUGACGACCCUCAACUACAGAAGAAAGCCUACAAGCUUAUUCCACGACUUGCCGAGUCGGAUAUCGGCAAGGUAGCACUUCAGGAGCGAAGCACAGAACUUCAAGAAUUGAUUUUGUCGAGUGCAGAAACGGUCUCAGUUCCUGCACGAAGAGAACGGUUAGCGGCAAUCAAUGCCCUGAUGCCGUUCAUCCCCGACACAUCACUCCAUUUUAUUCCCUCGGUGCUAUCUGAGGUGGUCAUUUGCUGUAAGGAGAACAACGAGAAGGCUCGGACAUCGGCUUUUGAACUUCUUGUUCUUAUGGGACGAACAUUGGCGGAAGCGAAGGGCAAGUCGAUCGACAACAGCAAGGUUCCUCAUAUGCCUAGUAAUGCCCCGGCCGUUUCUGCAAGCAUCGAGGAGUAUUUCACCAUGGUCAGCGCCGGACUUGCGGGUAGCACGCCUCACAUGAUCUCUGCCUCCAUCACUGCUCUUACUCGUAUCCUCUACGAGUUCCGAGAGACCGUCAACAAGGAUGUGCUAAAUGACCUUGUGCAAACUAUGGAUCUCUUCUUAACCUCCAACAACCGAGAGAUUGUGAAGAGCGUUCUAGGAUUCGUAAAAGUGUGUAUCAUUAGCUUGCCGAUGGAGAUGAUGGCCCCACGUCUACCGACUAUGGUUCCAAACUUGAUGGUCUGGGCUCACGAGCACAAGGGUCACUUUAGAGCGAAGGUCAAGCAUAUCGUUGAACGAAUGGUCCGCCGUUUUGGCUUCGAUGCCGUCAACCGAAACUGCCCCGAAGCGGAUCGCAAGUUGAUAGCCAACAUCCGGAAGACUAAGGAACGCAGCAAGAGACGGAAGGACGCCGCUAAGGAAGAAGGUGACGAUGAAGAUGACAACCAGCAGAAUGGGAAGCGACGAAACCGAUUCGAAAGCGAGUAUGACGAAGCGCUGUAUAGCAGCGAAGAGUCAGACGCUUCCGACGACUCCGACGCCGAAGUCCUCGGAAAACCACGCAAGGCACAGAAGGGCGGCUCCACAUAUAUUAUGGAAGAUGAGGAUGAGCCCCUGGAUCUCCUGGAUCGCAAGGCGCUCGCUAGCAUCUCAUCUACGAAACCUAGCAAGCUGCGCAAGGCUGGCAGGACCAAAGCGAAGACCGACCUAGACGGUAAGCUGAUCUUCGGCGAAGAGGACGGCGGUGACGAUGCCAUGGUCAUCGACACCCCCAAACAUGGUGCCGAGGAGUCCGGCGUCGGAGCAUACGUCGCCGCGCUGAAGAGCAAGGAUGUUGGACGUAGAGGUCGAGGAGGAAAGCUGAAGUUCUCGAAUAAACGAGGCAAAGAUGAUGAUGACGACGAGAUGGAUGUCGAUGAGAAGGACGUGUCAACUAUCAAGACGCAGAUCAGCCGCGGUGGUGGUAGAGGUGGCAGGGGCGGCAGAGGCGGCGGUAGAGGAGACGGGGGAGGUGCUGGUUUCCGGGGCGGCCGGCCUACACGCGGUGGUGGUGGAAUGCGUGGCGGCGGCGGCAGGAGUGGGAGGGGUGGUAUUGCGGCUGGUAGACGGGGUCUCGGACAGGAGAAGAGGCAUGGCCCGGCGUUCGCGGGCAAGGUUGGAAAGCCCAAGUCUCCUGGUAGGAGAUAA
Molecule: messenger RNA, 3789 nt
Organism: Daldinia childiae
Lineage: Eukaryota; Fungi; Ascomycota; Sordariomycetes; Xylariales; Hypoxylaceae
Product: Ribosomal RNA-processing protein 12
Exons: 2
Coding region: 1-3789 (1262 amino acids)
Source: RefSeq, a predicted model, not a curated record